This is a messenger RNA of Macrobrachium nipponense, 3047 nucleotides long. Its product is annotated as hemicentin-1-like. Gene Ontology annotation, cellular component: neuron projection membrane. NCBI's taxonomy places the organism in Eukaryota, Metazoa, Arthropoda, Malacostraca, Decapoda, Palaemonidae. The record is from RefSeq and is a predicted model, not a curated record. Bases 636 to 1634 code for a protein of 332 amino acids. The transcript is spliced from 8 exons. Gene Ontology annotation, biological process: synapse organization.
UCAGUCGCGUCAACAUAUACUACAGGCGCCUCAGUCCGCCGUUCCUAUCGUCGGCGACUCUGAGUGAUCGUUUUCGACGAGUCUCUCCCCGGACGUUAUGAUGUGAGUGAUCGUUAACGUGGCAUCGUAAUCGAUCCGUUUUUAGAGGCAGUGAUUGCAAGUCGCUGUGUCCUGCUUUAUUGUGGUGAAAUAUUUGAAACACAAAACAGGCUCCAUGGUGAAGAAAAAGUCGGCACGAUUUUAGAAUUGUUUGCGAAUGGAUUCAGUCAUUCGGACGCAAGAUCUUUCUUAAAAUAAAAAAAAUAAAGAAAAAAUAAAGUACAGCAGCAAUAACGAGUUGACGACGAAAGUAAUGAGUUACCUGAACGUGCAAUGAUGGUUUUAAGAUAAUGAAAACUGCAGAGUGAAAUCGCUGUGGGCGGGAAUAAACCGGGAGUUAAGGAUUCUCUCUCUCUCUCUCUCCUGGCGUUAUCCCAUAAAUGAUCGGAUAAAAAAAUAAAAGGUGAUCACUGUUGGUUUUGUGGACAUCAUUCCUUGUUCUUUUGCACCUUAGCUCCGAACAAGAUUGCGAUGCCUUGUGAUCUCUCGUCCGUGGUGGACUGAAACAUCAGUGGCAUUCGGAACUGGCGUUCGGCAUGGGGUCAGCUCCAGUGCCACUCGUUCUCCUGGCGCUGACGUCCCUGGUCUACAACAUCGAGGCUGAUUUGGGAUCCAGAGACGUAGGUCAGGUUCCAGGAUGGGAAACUUCUUCACAGGGGGAGCCUGACUUCAGCGAGGUCGUAGCCCUGCCCGUGGCAGGGUCAGCUGCUGCCGCUGCCCAAGCAGGGCCAGGGUACGGGAACAACACUGCAAGUUCCGCCGGGGUCAACAUCGAGCCCAGCAUCGCCAACGUGGGCAGCAAUACCACAGACAACAACGUCACCACCAUCACUGCCCAGCUGGGCUCGUCGGUGUUUCUGCCCUGCAAGACGCACCAUUCUAUGGAGCGACAGUAUCUGCCGCAGGUAUCAUGGGUGCGGCGAAGGGAUUGGCACAUUCUUACAUCUGGCAGCUUGACCUACACCCAAGAGGAGAGGUUCAGUGUCCAUCAUCCAGAGGGCAGCACUGAGUGGACUCUUGCCAUCAAGUACGUCGAGCUGGAAGAUGCAGGCACAUAUGAAUGCCAAAUCUCGACGGGGGGAGGGCUGCUAUCCCGCCUGGUCUACCUGGACGUCAUUGUACCGAGAGCUGUCAUACCUGGACAUGGAGAGUACCACGUCGACACAGGAUCCACGAUAUCCCUGGACUGUUAUAUUCAACAGAGCUCCGAGGCACCGCAGUACAUAUUUUGGUACCACAACACCCGCAUGAUCAACUACGACCGUGAGCGAGGUGGGGUGAACGUCCACAUAGACACAGGACCCAGGGUUCGUUCCCGGCUCACGCUAACGCACGCAACACCUGCGGACUCCGGAAAUUACACCUGCGCAGCUGCCAACACGGAGCCUGCAUCCAUCACCGUUUAUAUAACUGAAGGUAACAAGAUAGCAGCCAUACAACCUCGAGCCGUGGACGGCGCUCUCUCCCACAGAGCCUCCGUAGGCCUCCUGACCACAGGCCUAUUGUUGGCCUGGUGCCUCGUCAGCAUUCACUGAGGAGACCACCCAUCGCCCCCCACACCGGAGGAGGUGAUACGACGGAGAGAAAGAAAAAAAAACUCUUUACAACUCUUUUUCUUUCUAUCUAUCUUCCAUAUGAUCCAUAGAAGGCUUCUUGGUAGAGGAGCCCUUCCAGUCAUACUCGAAACUCAUCUGAAUACCGUGAAGGAGACUCCACUACGUUAUGGCUGUAAUGGUCAAGUUUCAAGUUCCUCUCUCUCUCUCUCUCUCUCUCUCUCUCUCUCUCUCUCUCUCUCUCUCUCUCUCCUUAUAUAUAUAUAUAUAUAUUCAAGUGAAAGCCGUUUUAUAUUUUAUUCCACUCUACAAAAUGAAAGGCCGUUCUCCUUUCUCUCUCUUGUCCCAUCUCCCUCUCCCUCUCCCUCUUUUUAUCAUGUGUCCUAUAGAGGGAUAUCAUAAUUAAAAAGGCUCUCGAAUGGAACGCUCUAUUCCAGAGGUACUGUAUGUCAAGAUGGAAUGGAGCCGCGCGCGUCCCUCUCGUUCCCUCUGGAAUGGGAGACUGAGGAGCAUUUACUGAAAGGAAGUCCUUCAGAAAUAGACUCUUAACCGGUUCGUGUUUUCGUCAGUUUAGGACGAGAAAAAGAUAAAACCGAAAGGUGUAUUUUGAAUAAGCAAUAUGAACGACACUCCAAGAGGCAACUUUUGUUCUUUUUUUAAAUCACUGAGACUGUAAAAAUAUACAUAUACAUAUAUAUAUUUUAAGCGGCGUAGUGAGAGAAGCUGAUGUUUAUGUCAUUUUAACCCUAAUGAUAAUUUUAAGUCAUUGUUUUUCAUAACAUAGAACUUUUGGGUCACAGCCUUGUCGAGUGAACACGUAUACGUCGAACUCUCUCGUUCAGGAAAGAAAGUCGAGUCCGGAAAAUGAAAGUAGGAAGGACUCGGAGCUUCUGCCAAGACUUUCUCCUGUGGAAAGUGCAAAUUUGAUGUUUGACCAGUCGCGCUAGAGGUAGAAAAGGAAAACAACAACAAAUCUCAGAGUGUAGCUGUUUUACGUGUUUUUUUUUUUUCGUUUGGCCGCUGGUGGUAAAAAAAAUGUAAAGAAUAUUGUGAACAAGGAGUGAUAUAUAUGAAAAAAUGAGAUCGGCUUUACAAUGUUGAUACAGUAAUCCCACCUUUCCUUUUGAUGCUAGUGGUGGACUCCCAAGAGAACGAACGAGUGAUAAAGCAGAAAACAGACCACUUAGUUCUUCGUGUGAUAGACACAUGGUAUUUUCUUAUGGCAGUGGUGUGUAACGUUCAUUAAGUGUCGCCGUAUCAGUCAUUUUUGGACCUAGAAAUAAGUAGUGUACAACUGAACGUCCUGUUGUUUGAGAAUGGGGAAACUGCCAGGAGGGCGGUGUUGUGAUCUGUAGAAUGUGAGCAAACGGUUUGAUUUUUUAUAACCCCGCCCCC